Molecule: messenger RNA, 204 nt
Organism: Paraglomus brasilianum
Lineage: Eukaryota; Fungi; Glomeromycota; Glomeromycetes; Paraglomerales; Paraglomeraceae
Source: the annotation of a GenBank genome assembly
AUGUCAGAAGCAGAGACAAGUUCAGAUUACGAAGAGGGUGAAGAUGAGAGUACUUGCAAAGAGAAAACUAAUAUACAAGAAAAAGAUAUUUACAUGAAUGCAAGUGAGAUAGAGAUUGGAUUCUUAGAGGUUGUAGGGAAUGCAAUGGUUGUGGAUCUUAAAAAAUAUCAUGAAGAUGCAGAGAAAUUGUUUAAUGGUUUGUAA